UCCUGUGUGGACUUCUCCACAACCUCCCCUGCAAAAAUCCCAAAGAGAAACCCCUUUCUCCUUUCUCUAGCCGCCGCGCCGAACUCUCUCUCUCGUCCGUCGCUCGCCGCCUUUUCGCUUCCCCCAUCUCUUUCUCUCUCCUCUGACCACAAUGGAGGCUCUCGCGGUCUCCGCCUCCUCCUCGCUCCUCCCCGCCCACCACCCUUCCUCCCGCCUGGCCCCAAACUCUCUUGCGCUCCACCCCCAUCCCAGCUCCUGCGGGCGCAUCCGCGCGACCCCCGCCGGUGGUGGCGGUGGGAAGGACGAUGCCCAAGCCGGCGCCACCCCCAACGGGUCUCCCGUCCUCAAGCUUAAGAGCGACUCAAGUCAAAAUGGAGUUCUACCGAUCACGGCUGACAAGUCACAGAAGGCUUCAUUAACCAAUACUAAUACGGACUCAAGUGGAUCUAGGGCUGGCCUAUUUAGAACACCUAUAUCUGGUGGUGUGCAGAGUGCAACUUUUGCCCAUGGUUUGCCCCCACCGGCUUUGGCUGUUCGCAAUCUGAUGGAGCAGGCGCGGUUUGCUCACCUGUGCUCUGUCAUGUCUGGCAUGCAUCACCGGCGUACUGGAUAUCCAUUUGGUUCACUUGUCGACUUUGCUAAUGAUUCAAUGGGCCACCCAAUAUUCUCGUUAUCACCCUUAGCAAUCCAUACGAGGAACUUGCUCGCUGACCCAAGAUGUACGCUUGUUGUACAGGUACCUGGAUGGAGUGGACUGUCAAAUGCACGUGUCACAAUAUUUGGUGAUGUCUACCCUUUGCCAGCUGAACAACAGGAAUGGGCCCAUAAGCAAUAUGUAGCAAAACAUCAACAAUGGGCAUCACAGCAGUGGGGAAAUUUUUACUAUUACAGGAUGCACAACAUAAGUGACAUAUACUUUAUCGGAGGCUUUGGAACUGUUGCAUGGGUAGACGUAAAAGAGUAUGAAAAUAUUCAACCUGACACGAUAGCAGUUGAUGGUGGUGAACAAAGCUUAAAGGAGUUGAAUGCAAUUUUCUCUAAACCACUUCGAGAGUUUUUGUCAUCAGAAAGGGAGGUUGAUGCUGCUGCUCUUAUAUCAGUAGACAGCAAAGGGAUAGAUAUACGGGUUCGCCAGGGUGCACAGUUCAACAUUCAGAGGCUAGCAUUUGAUGUCCCUUACAAGGUUGAGACUCUAGAGGAAGCCAAGAGAGCACUCCACAAGAUAAUCAAGACAAGCAGCAAAUAGAGUGAAGAUUGCAGAAGCUGGCUUUACUCAAUUUUGCUAAUGGUGUGAGGUUUUUAUUACAAUCCAAUAAUGAGAACUGAGGACGAUGUAAUGUAGCAAGUAGCAUCAUAAGCGCAAAAUACGCUGGAUAUCUUUUUAAUAACGAACAUCUCUGUCCAGUGUGGCGAAUAUUGUAUAUAUAGUCGUGUUACUAGGUCAAUAAUGAUGCUUAUGCUAAUGCUGCUUGAGGAAAUUGGAUAUCUGCCGUUGGUUCAGGAAACGGUCGAUUUCUGCACAGCAGGCUAUCAGCAUGCAAUUUUGAGCAUGCGUUGAUACAGCUAGAAGUUUGAUUAUAUAAUUUAUGUGACAAUAAUAAUGUCUAAUGAGAUUGGCGCUAAUUUUCAUUAUCGA
Messenger RNA from Phragmites australis (common reed), 1636 nucleotides. RefSeq lists its product as uncharacterized. NCBI's taxonomy places the organism in Eukaryota, Viridiplantae, Streptophyta, Magnoliopsida, Poales, Poaceae. The record is from RefSeq and is a predicted model, not a curated record. The transcript is spliced from 9 exons. The coding region runs from base 152 to 1246 and encodes 364 amino acids.